AUGAGAAACAUUCUGAAUGACUCUGAGACUUCAGGCAACAUUUCUCUCUGCUAUGAUUCUGUGAAUAACUCUUGUCCUAAGUUCACAUAUCCAAUUGUUAUUCAGGCUUCUCUUUAUAUUUUCUUUGGAAUGACAGUGGUAGCAACAGUGGUUGGUAACCUGCUGGUCAUCAUCAGUGUCCUCCAUUUCAAACAGCUCCAAACACCUACAAACUACCUUAUUCUCUCCCUGGCCAUUGCAGACCUGCUUGUGGGUGGCAUUAUAAUGCCCCCUAGUGUGAUAAGGACGGUUGAAUCAUGCUGGUAUUUGGGAGAAUUGUUCUGCAAAAUCCACAGUGGUAUUGAUGUGAUGUGUUGCACUGCUUCAAUUAUCAUUUUGUUAAUGAUAUCUUUUGACCGUUACUAUGCUGUAUGCCAUCCACUGCUGUAUAAAUCUAAGAUAACAUUUUCUACUAUUGGGAUAAUGACUUCCAUUAGCUGGGUUGUACCAGCUGUAUAUGCUUAUAUGCUGACCUUUCAAGAGUUAAACAUUUCAGGAGUCCAAGCAUUCUCUAACAGUGCUGUAUGUGAGGGUAGCUGCAUUUUAUUACAGAGUAUGCUUGCAAGUGCUUUGGCAAGCACAUUCUACAUCCCUUGCAUUAUAUUGGUCAGUAUAUAUGUAAAAAUCUUCCUUGUAGCACAGGAACAGGCACGAUCAGUUCAAAUCAUGAAUGCCACUCGGAAGUCGUCAUUGACUAAAAUGGAGAGGAAGGCUACCAAAACCCUUGCUAUUAUCAUGGGUGUAUUUCUGUUAGCAUGGAUACCCUAUAAUCUUGUUUUUACGAUUGAUCCACAUUUUGGUUAUACAACUCCACAGUUAAUAUUUGAUGUAGUCACCUGGAUUGGAUAUCUAAAUUCAACAUGUAAUCCUGUGGUCUAUGCAUAUUUUUAUAGUUGGUUCAGACAUGCAUUCCAAAUUAUAAUUUCGGGUAAAAUAUUUCAAAAGUGCUCCUCAAGAAUUCAGCUGUUUUCCGUGUGA
This is a messenger RNA of Sardina pilchardus (European sardine), 1017 nucleotides long. RefSeq names its product trace amine-associated receptor 1-like. Gene Ontology annotation, cellular component: dendrite; plasma membrane. NCBI's taxonomy places the organism in Eukaryota, Metazoa, Chordata, Actinopteri, Clupeiformes, Clupeidae. Gene Ontology annotation, molecular function: G protein-coupled serotonin receptor activity; trace-amine receptor activity; neurotransmitter receptor activity. Gene Ontology annotation, biological process: chemical synaptic transmission; G protein-coupled receptor signaling pathway, coupled to cyclic nucleotide second messenger. The transcript has a single exon. The coding region runs from base 1 to 1017 and encodes 338 amino acids. The record is from RefSeq and is a predicted model, not a curated record.